This is a messenger RNA of Andrographis paniculata, 1736 nucleotides long. Its product is annotated as amino acid permease 6-like. Gene Ontology annotation, cellular component: plasma membrane. The transcript is spliced from 7 exons. NCBI's taxonomy places the organism in Eukaryota, Viridiplantae, Streptophyta, Magnoliopsida, Lamiales, Acanthaceae. The record is from RefSeq and is a predicted model, not a curated record. Bases 48 to 1481 code for a protein of 477 amino acids.
CACUCCACAUUUCUCACACACACCCGACGUUGUGAAAAUCGAAAACCAUGGCCACCGCCUCCGUCCAAUCCCUCCCCCAAAUUUCCCUCGAGCACGGCGGCGCCGCCGCCGGAAAAGCCUUCGACGACGACGGCCGAGUCAAGCGAACCGGGACGCUGCUGACGGCGAGCGCCCACAUAAUCACGGCGGUGAUCGGCUCCGGCGUGCUGUCGCUGGCGUGGGCCAUAGCCCAGUUGGGAUGGGCCGCCGGCCCGGCCGUGCUGAUGGCGUUUUCCUUCAUCACUUACUUCACCUCCACCCUCCUCGCCGACACCUACCGCUGCCCCGGCCCCCUCCACGGCCGCCGGAACUACACCUACAUGGACGUCGUCCGUUCACACUUAGGUGGUUUUAAAGUUCAGCUCUGUGGAAUUGCUCAGUAUGGUAAUCUUAUCGGAAUCACCAUUGGAUACACAAUUACAGCUUCAAUCAGCAUGGUGGCCGUCGAGAGAUCGAAUUGUUUCCAUAAAAAUGGGCAUAAGGAUAAGUGUUCGGUCUCGAACUACCCUUACAUGGCGGCAUUCGCCGUCAUUCAAAUCGUUCUAAGCCAAAUACCCAACUUCCAUGAGCUCGACUGGCUAUCGAUUGUCGCGGCCGUCAUGUCUUUCGCCUAUUCCACUAUUGGCCUCGGCCUCUCCAUUGCCAAAGUUGGAGAAAGCGGACAUCAUGUUAAAACAACUUUAACUGGCGCGACGGUUGGCGUGGACGUAACUGCCGCCGAUAAGGUGUGGAGGAGCUUCCAAGCCAUCGGAAACAUCGCCUUCGCUUAUGCCUACUCCACCGUGCUCAUCGAAAUUCAGGACACACUAAAGUCGGAGCCUUCCGAGAGCAAGGUAAUGAAGAAGGCUUCCUUAGCCGGGGUUUCGGUCACAACCGUGUUCUAUGUCCUUUGCGGUUGCAUAGGUUACGCCGCGUUCGGAAAUGAUGCUCCCGGAAACUUCCUCACCGGAUUCGGAUUCUACGAACCGUUUUGGCUCAUCGACUUUGCUAACGUUUGCAUUGCAAUCCACCUUAUCGGAGCUUAUCAGGUGUUCGCGCAACCGAUAUUCUCGUACGUCGAGCAACGGUGCGGCGAGAGAUGGCCGGAGAGCAAAUUCCUAUCGGCGGACCAUAGCUUUUGCGGAUCUAAUUAUCAGGUAAAUUACUUCCGGCUUGUGUGGCGAACGACGUAUGUGGUCCUGACGGCGCUAGUGGCGAUGAUCUUCCCGUUCUUCAACGACAUUCUUGGCCUCAUCGGAGCGGCGUCUUUCUAUCCGUUGACGGUGUACUUCCCGAUUGAGAUGCACAUUGCGCAGUCGAAAAUCCCUAAGUUCUCGGCGCGGUGGAUAUGGCUUAAGAUCCUUAGUUGGUCUUGCCUGAUCGUUUCGCUCGUCGCCGCCGCCGGAUCGAUACAAGGGCUUGCUCAGUCUGUUAAGACAUACAAGCCCUUUAAGACACAGUAAAGCCUUUGUAAAUAAGACUUUACUGCGUCGUUAAAACGACCGUGUUUUAUUGAACAUGAUAUCGUAUUUAUGGAGACGAGGCUAGUCUCGUCGAAAAAUUAAUGAUCAUUGACAAUGAAAUUUAAAUGUAAAAUGUGUUUGUUGUUUGUAUUAUUUUCUUCUAGUUUUAUAUAAUUUAUAAUUGAAGUGUUUUAUGAAGAUUAUGUUUAUGUAUAUAUUUUUAAGAUUUUAUAAUCCCAUCAUUUUCAUGAUUGA